AUGACCGAACUCUGCACCCAGGAUCGUCCCGCAACCGUCCCGCCGCUCUUCUGUACAGCACAGGUGCCACGUAGCAGCGACGCAGGCAACAAGAAACGUAAGAGCUCGUCGUCGUCGGACGAGAAGAAGAGGCGGGACCGACCGGCGGAUAGCGCGCUUCAUGGAGAGGGAAGACCAGUCGCUGCAGAAUAUUCGGAGAAGCGCAGUCCCAAGGAGUCGAGCAGAAGGAGAAGAUCUGGUGACUCUACCCCGCGAUCUCCGCGCUCACCGCGCCACGAAAGAGAGAAGGAGGAGCACCGUCCGAGAUCGCAACACCAAUACGAAGAUGCAUACCGAACUCGCGAGAGGCGCCGCUCUACACUGGACGUCGAAGUGCCGCAGGUGUAUCGCCGUGCAGCUGAGCCAAGUAGUGUCAACUCAUCACAGGAGGCUCUACUGAAUCCGCGCCCCCACCGAAGUCAACACCGUCGACGGCAGCACCCAAAGCAAACGUCGCAAAGCACUCUGCGCGGGCGCGGAGCAAAGCGCGACCCUGUAAGACAUUCAAAAUCCAAGAAGAACAUUCGACCCGAACCUUCUCGAGGCUGGUCCCUGUUCGCGCCCUCCCCACCAAAGACUCCAAAGCGCGAACAUCGCAGUUACCAGACUCUGGAUUCUUCGCCCCGUAGCAACCGCUCGUCCCGCCAGCAUCGCUCUUCGACUGCUUCUCAGACGAGUCCAGAAUCAUCACGGUCUCAGAACCGCCACCACCGUUCUCGUCAGCACGACCAGUCAGCUUCUUCACCGCGCCAAGCGCGUUCUCGCACCCCAAACACAGCUGCUCGUCGCGUGCCUGACAGACGGUUCGCCGUACUCGCUGCCACCAACCAGGCGCUUGAGGAAGUACGACAAGAGGCUUUUGCGCAACCAUCCCCACCUCCGCGACGAGAAAGGCUGCGACGGUACGAGGGCGUUACUAUUCCGACAUCGCAGAUACCUUUCAAUUGGGAUUGCGUAAGCAGCUCGCAGGCUUCAGCCAGACCAAGUCAUCGGAGUGGGGAGUCGAGUGGUCGGAGACGAUCGCGUCGUUGAUGUGCUCGUUCCUAAGCAUUGCUUCUUGCGCCUGGUUCAAGCCACGCAUGGUUGCUGCAUCUCAAUCCAGUCAUGGCAGAGCUGGCAACAGACAAACCGAUGGCGCAAUUUCGCACGUUGUGUAGCGAUUAUUUCUUAUUUUCUCCGCAUGUUCUCAAUCAUCUUGUAGUAAGAUACCCCCCGGCAUAUCAUCGGUAGUUUGGGCGUUCGCAUCACAUCAUUCGGCUCCGGCCAAGCACAGUCCAUUUGGCGUUUUUGGCAACACAAUACCCCUGCAUCACAUAUUCUCGCAUCGCAUGUAGUUCUCACCGUUGUAAUGAUAGAAUACACAUGUUCGCAUUUGAAAAGUACCCUGG
Alternaria rosae is the source of this 1427-nucleotide messenger RNA. RefSeq lists its product as uncharacterized. NCBI's taxonomy places the organism in Eukaryota, Fungi, Ascomycota, Dothideomycetes, Pleosporales, Pleosporaceae. The record is from RefSeq and is a predicted model, not a curated record. The coding region runs from base 1 to 1071 and encodes 356 amino acids. The transcript has 2 exons.